This is a messenger RNA of Meyerozyma guilliermondii ATCC 6260, 702 nucleotides long. Its product is annotated as MARVEL domain-containing protein. Gene Ontology annotation, cellular component: membrane. The record is from RefSeq and is a predicted model, not a curated record. NCBI's taxonomy places the organism in Eukaryota, Fungi, Ascomycota, Pichiomycetes, Serinales, Debaryomycetaceae. The coding region runs from base 1 to 702 and encodes 233 amino acids. The transcript has a single exon.
AUGUUGAACAACUCUUUUGCCCCCAGUGGAUUACUUGCACUCAUAGUCAGAGGCAUCCAAUUGGUAUUCUCCAUCAUCGGCCUUGGUGUAUCUGCAGGUGCGGUACAUCAAUAUGGAUCAUGGGAUAGAGGUAACUUUGCUGUUGCCGCGUCGGUGAUCUCGUUUGUAUAUUUAUUGGUGACGAUAUUUGCGUUCCAAUUCAUUUCACCGCUUGUUUCACUUGUGGCGGAAAUCAUCUUGAUGAUUUUCUGGUUGGCAGCAUUUGCAGCCGUUGCUGAUGUGUUUGGCUCCGCUUCGUGUAACUACACAGUUUACUCAUAUUCUUUCCACAGCACCGGUUGCCGCUUGAGUAAGACCUUCAUCGCUUUUGGUGUUCUCAACUGGGUCUUGUUCCUUAUUUCUUUGGGCUUGCUCAUUUGGUUUACGAUCAUUCCCGUUUACAAGGCUGGUGGAUUCAACUUAUUGAACCAAAUAAAGUCCUUGAGUAGGGGAGCUUUGUUUGCUAACUUCAUCCCAGCUACUGGUUCCAAAGACCUCGAAGCUGGUAACGGUGUUUCGCAGGAUGUCACCAGUGGUGUGGACAGCGUGCCCGAAGACAAGACCGAGGCGGUGGACCCUGAGCCUACCGUCGAAGGCGCUGGCGAAGGCACUGUAGAGAGUCCCACAGUCCCAGCUACCCAGCCACAUUCGGCUAUCCACUAA